AUGUCUGUGAAUGAAGUGAAUGACGGGGCAGGUUGGGACUUGUACCUGUCACCAUCAGGUCCUGAGGGACAUGUCCCAACAGAGCUCCGUCCAGAGCUUGACUCUGAUUGGCUGAUCUGUCAGAAGGAGAUGUUCCUGGUUGACGGAGAAUCGUCAGUGACGCAGUUGACCACUGGUCCCAGUGAAGAGUCGUCACCGACACUGACUCUGACGUUCUUCUUCACAGCUUCAGGAGGACGGUGGAACUGCACUGAGUCCCUGCUGUCAGGAGUCCAGUGGGUCGAUGCCGGGGACGGUCACGUGGUCGCCAUUGGUCAGAACCAACAGGCGUUCAGACUGACUGGAUCAGGUUGGUCCAACCUGGGCUCACGGAGGCUGGAGCACGUGACGGUGGGCGCCGCAGGAGUCUGGGGAACCGACGAGUCCAAGAGAGUCUACAAAUAUAUCUCUGACGACUUUGAACACGUCCCAGGUAUGAUCUUGAGUCAAGUGGACGCCGGUGGAGACGGUGCGGUCGUCGGCAUACGCCUCGGUUUCUUUGGCUUCAACUCCAUCGCCUGCCUGAAGAAAAGCUUUUCCACGUCCGUCGUGGGCGAUGGUCAGCUGCAGUGGAAGACGGACUCGAUGUUGAUGAAGUACAUCAGCUGUGGUCCACAGCUGGGCUGCUGGGGGGUCAAUAUGAACAGGAUCUACUUCACAGAGAGUUUCUCACCCACAACCUGUGAAUCCCAGGGAUGGAGACAUGUGCCGGGGCCAAACAUGAACAUGAUCAAAGUGGGGAGAGACGGAGAGGUGUUUGGACUGUCUGAAGGAUCGGUGUUCAGGAGAACUGGUAUAACCUUCUACAACAGAGAAGGCAGCGGUUGGGAGAGAGUCCAUCUUAGUUCAGGUCAGGACGUCAAACACCUGACCUAUGACCAGGAUCAACUCUGGGUCGUGACCACGGACAGUCUUCUUCUGAAGUGCUCUGGAGCUCGGAGCAGCUCUGUGUUGAUGAUGAUUGUCGGUUCAUUAAUUGUUUCACUUUUGUUCCACUGACUCCUUCAUGUGUAAAUAGACUGUACAGAAAUUAUUAUUUUAUUUUUUAAUCAAAUGUAUUUAUGAUUUCUUCAGUGUCCUCAUGUUUUCAAAAUCACUGCACUCAUUAAAAGUCAAAAUUAAUUAUUAUUUGAUGUUGUUGUCGUAACAUCCUUGUACAUGUACAACUAAAAGGU
Messenger RNA from Cynoglossus semilaevis (tongue sole), 1214 nucleotides. RefSeq lists its product as uncharacterized. The transcript is spliced from 6 exons. NCBI's taxonomy places the organism in Eukaryota, Metazoa, Chordata, Actinopteri, Pleuronectiformes, Cynoglossidae. Bases 1 to 1038 code for a protein of 345 amino acids. The record is from RefSeq and is a predicted model, not a curated record.